ACCGCCGAGGGAGGUCUCUACUGGUUCGGUCGUACACAACAUGGCGGCUCCUACAGAUGCUGCGUCCAGUGAUCUCUCCAAGCCCGUAGAUGACAACUUAUUGCAAUCAUUUUUCACAGAAGUGAAAGAAAUCGAAAAGCGUGAUUCUGUGCUGACUCCCAAACAACAAAUCGACCGCCUGCUGAGACCUGGGUCGACCUAUUUCAACCUAAACCCCUUUGAGGUUCUCCAGAUCAGCCCUGAGGCACCUAUAGAAGAUGUCAAGAAGCAGUACAGAAGGCUUUCCAUAUUGGUGCAUCCAGACAAAAACCCUGAUGACCGUGAACGGGCGCAGAAGGCUUUCGAUGUCAUCAACAAGGCGUACAAGAGUCUCGAGGAUGAGCAGCAGAGGCAGCGAGCGUUAGAGGUGAUUGAAGAGGCCAAGGGUCGCACAGACAUGAUGGUCGAGGAGAAACGCAAGAAGCAGCGCAAGGCAGGCAAGGGUGACAAAGUGGAGGAAGAUGACCCCGAAAAGUACAACCAUGCAGUCUACGUGCUGACAACAAAACUGUUCGCAGACAUGGAACGCAAGCGGAGGCAGCAAGAAGACAGGGAUCAGGAAGAGAGGAAAAGAAAGCGGGAAGCUGAGAUUCGGGAACAAGAAAAGGCACAGCAAGAGAAGGAGUGGCAAAAAAAUUACGAGGAGAGCCGCGAGAACCGUGUGUCAAGCUGGAAGAACUUUCAGACUGGCAAAAAGAGCAAGACCUACAAACCACCAAAGCACAGGGCCGAAACUCGCUGAUGGCCCUGCAUCGCAGGGAUGUGUUUUUGUCAAGAAGAGCAAGUCUGGGGUGGGAGAGGGGUACGUGUCUGAGACAUGUAUUAAAACAGAAAA
Molecule: messenger RNA, 874 nt
Organism: Rhipicephalus sanguineus (brown dog tick)
Lineage: Eukaryota; Metazoa; Arthropoda; Arachnida; Ixodida; Ixodidae
Product: dnaJ homolog subfamily C member 8
Exons: 9
Coding region: 41-781 (246 amino acids)
Cellular component (GO): nucleus
Source: RefSeq, a predicted model, not a curated record